GCCGUGCGGGGCGGGAGGCACCCAGGGGACCCGGCAGGGACCCAGGGGAAGCCCGCUGGCGAGCCGGCGGCUCCUCCCGGCCCGUUGGCAGGCGGGGCGAGGCGGCCGCCCGCCCCCUGCGCCCGGCCCGGAGCCUGGCGGCGGCUGGGGCUGGAGCGGUGGCGUCCGUGUACCUCCUCGGUUGCAGCCAUGAAGUCGCUGUGCCUCGUCACCGUGGGGGUCCUGGCCAUGACGCUGCUCAUCGCCAGCAUCUCCUUGCUGGUAGCGCACGUUUUCCAGACAGUGGUGGACCUGCAGGUGAAGCAGGGAACAGUAUUGAAAAAUGGCACGGAAACCUUUGAAGCCUGGGAGGAUCCUCCUCCACCAGUCUACAUGCAGUUCUACUUUUUUAAUGUGACAAAUCCUUUAGAAGUGCUUCAAGGCGAUACUCCUCUUGUAGAGGAAAUAGGGCCAUACACCUACCGAGAAUACAGGCCAAGAGUGCACGUUCAGUUUUUGGACAACGGUACCAAAGUAUCUGCUCUGAAUCCAAAGACGUAUGUAUUUGAACCUCAGAAGUCAGUUGGAGACCCUGAGGUGGACCUGAUUAGAACAGUUAAUAUUCCUGCAGUGACUGCGAUGGAGUGGACCAGGUCAACCCCUCUUCAGUUUGCCACGGAGGUGCUGCUCCUUCUGUACCAAGAAUCCCUGUUUACAGUUCACACCGUCCAUGAAUUACUGUGGGGCUACAAAGACAGGCUCCUGUCGACCAUUCAUCUUUUGCACCCUGAGAUCGAUCCAGUAUUUGGUUUAUUUAAUAAGAUGAAUGGAACCGAUGAUGGAGAAUACAUUUUCCUAAGUGGGGAAACAAACUACCUUAACUUCACAAGGAUUGUGGAAUGGAAAGGAAAAGAGUCAUUGAGCUGGUGGACAACAGAGUCAUGUAACAUGAUCAAUGGAACAGAUGGGACAUCCUUCCACCCGCUGAUCAGCAAAGAUGAGAACAUUUAUAUCUUUUCUUCUGAUUUCUGCAGAUCUUUUUACCUGGUGUACGACAGCUCAGGAACUGUUGCAGACAUCCCAACCUACCGCUUCGUGCCCUCUCCUAUGGUAUUUGCCAACACGACGGUUAACCCAGACAAUGCUGGUUUCUGCGUGCCGCCAGGAAACUGCCCUGGCACUGGUGUCCUCAACGUCAGCAUCUGCAAGCAAGGUGCCCCGAUAUUUCUAUCAGCUCCGCAUUUUUACCAAGCAGAUCAGAAGUUUAUAGAGGACAUACAGGGCAUGCAUCCGAAGAAGGAAUAUCAUGAGACGUUUCUGGACAUCAAUCCUCUGACAGGGCUUGUCCUGCAAGCAGCGAAGCGGAUGCAAAUCAACGUUCACGUGAGAAAAUUACCUGAAUUUUUUGAAACAGGCAGUAUCCGAACACUAAUUUUCCCGGUGAUGUAUAUAAAUGAGAGUGUUCUGAUUGAUGAAGCAUCUGCCAGCAAACUCAAGCACGUCCUGCUGGAAGCCAGUGUUGUAACUGGAAUCCCCUUCAUAAUCAUGGCUCUAGGAAUUGUUUUUGGGAUUGUUUUUAUUGUGCUCGUGUGCAGGUCCCGGGGAAUAAGCGAAGAGAGUACCGAAGAUGAAAGGUCCCCACUCAUCAGGACGUCUUAGUAGAUUUUCUUUAACAUGUGAGCUUGGAGAAUAAACUAUUAGAGCUGACCUAAUACCAACUACCACUACCCAGCGUUGUCCACUGUGGAGAAACAAUGGCGUCAAGUAUAACUUCAUGUGGUAUAAAGAUGGAAGAAAAUCUGCACUGUCACCAAGGGAGGAGACUUUUCUUACCAGCUAAGUUACAACUUUAAAACUACAUUAUAAAACUGCUUGAGAUCCUGCUUUUUUUUCCACCCCACACUCUCUUUGUACCUGCACCGACAGCCGCAGACGAUCAUCACCACUACUUCAGCAAGAACAAAAUGGCCUGAUGCAUUACAGGAACGACACGGGUAAAAUUUGCAAUGGCCUUAGGGGUGUGGGCUGCGAAGUUCCCUUCUAGGAACAGAGCGGGCUCCUGUAUCGCUGAGGAGCAACGGACAAUUUUGCUGUAGGCCUAGUAUUGUCUUUUCUGUAAAGUGUUGCGCGCUACUUAUUACCAGUAUGCACUGACUGUUUAUUAUUAACGUCAUCGGUCCUGUCGCAAAACUGAUUUGUACAACUAAUCCAAAGCACUGAGAGAAACUUUGUUACGCAUCCGUAGUUACCAAGUAAAAAGGAGCCGAUGAUUUGAAAUGCUU
This is a messenger RNA of Phalacrocorax carbo (great cormorant), 2261 nucleotides long. The record is from RefSeq and is a predicted model, not a curated record. Lineage: Eukaryota; Metazoa; Chordata; Aves; Suliformes; Phalacrocoracidae.